Biomphalaria glabrata is the source of this 2039-nucleotide messenger RNA. RefSeq lists its product as uncharacterized. NCBI's taxonomy places the organism in Eukaryota, Metazoa, Mollusca, Gastropoda, Planorbidae. The record is from RefSeq and is a predicted model, not a curated record. Bases 161 to 1960 code for a protein of 599 amino acids. The transcript has 16 exons.
GUUUUCUGAAUGAAAAAGGUCUAGAUUAAAAAGUGGAAUCUUCAUUAAGUCUAGAUUUUUAUUAAGUCACUCUUUGGUGUGAAAAUUUAAUCAAAUACAAAAAAAUAAGUUAAACCUAUUUGACAGAUUAUAUAAAUUUGAUAAAGAUCUACACUGUAACAUGAUGUUUUCUAUGCGACUUUGGUUUUUGUAUGGCUGUGUUGAAUUAGGGGUCAUUCGGGGGACCAACUCCGCUCAAUUUGGUCAGCACUUUAUCCUGAUGUUUCCAGCAAAUCACGAUGCCAGGCUGUAUUUCUACACCUCCAUCUUGUCCCGCAUAGUUGUGAACGUGUCACGGCUGAAUGACCACGACCACUUCUCAAAGAAGGUUAGAGUUGUCGGCUCGGAGGUAACAUCGCUCUUCUUGAGAAAUACCGGUAUUAGGUCAGUGACAUCCGUCCACACCGCUGGGGCGUUCUCGUUUUUUAGCAACGGGAAGUACUCCAUUAUAGUUCUGCUUCUCUCCGACUCUGGAGCUGGGGGCGAUUCCUUCCAAGCCGUGCCAGUGACAGCCUUCCACAAGAAGUACAUCGUCCCGACACCAUCGGGCCCACAGUACCUUAUCUGUGUCACCUCGGUGCACAAUACCGUCAUCACUAUAGAACUGAACCCCAAAAGUACUGGCAAGACUGAGGGUACCACAUACAAUAUACAAGAGAAACAAGAAGUCAAAUAUACUGUCAAAAGAGCCGAACAAUCUCUUCUGAUUGAGCCUAACGGGAUACUGCAGCAAUACACAGCCCGAGUUGUAACUUCUGAUGAGCCUAUCGGUGUGGUUGCCGGUAGCUACCAAACCCUCAGUUGUAAGGAUGGUGUCAUAAACACAUCAGUUGUGGCAGAGAUGCUACUGUCACUGGACUAUUACGGGCUUGUCUACAUAGUCUGUAAGAUGCAAGGCGGCGUGGCUGCUGGUCCUGUCACUGUAGUUACAAGCUCCCCAUUUACUAACCUUCAGUGGAAAAUAUUGAAAACAGUCGUUCGGAGGAACACAUUGGUCAACUCAGGUUCUAGAGUAGAGAUGCUUGUCAAUGCAACAAUGGAGGUAACUGCUGACAAGCCAGUCGGAUGUUUUCAAAUUGUCUUCUCCCCUUGCCGCAGUUCUCCAGACGACUUUGAGAGGGUCGCCAUGUUGCAGAUAGUUCCCGUGGAGAUGUUUUUCAAUUUUUAUUCCUGGAGUUCGCUAGAUACGCUGAACGGCAGUAUACAGAUGCAUGUUUAUUUUAUUGUCCAGCAAUCGGAGAUUCAUCUUUUGACCUUAAAGUCGACGCAUCCUAAUAGCAGUGUGUAUUGGGACACCAACAGCGAGUACCAAGGCUGGAUAACUGGGAGCCUGGCCGUAGCCAGGGGAGUCUCCCACGCCUGGAUGAGAAACUUCAACUACUUUGGCUGUUAUGUGAUGGGGGUAGCCGAGGACGCCAUCGUGGCGCAGCUGCUGGGGUUUCAAAAGAGUUGCAUCAAGGGAGCUCAGCAAGAUUGUGACGGAUACUCUGACAAAGGUUUCCAAGCGCUCAUCGUGGACAAUGGGGAUGAUAUCUCUCAAGUUUGCCCGGAGAAGACGUUUGGAGACCAGUGUGAACAACUUUGUGAGCAAUGCGUUCCGGGCUGCGACCCAGUUUCUGGCAUCUGUACCAGGUGCGAGGACGGCUACACUAAUAUCUUAAAGGCAUGCCAAGAUGAAUGCCCACCAAUGACCUUCGGCAAGGAUUGUAGUGGUGACUGCGCCAAGAAAUGCAAUGACGAUUGUCUGAACAAGGUCGACGGGACGUGCAGGGCGACAAGUCAGUACACCAGGGGCCUGAGAGGAGGCAACUCAAACAGUAGCGUAUUCUUUGGACUUAUUUGGUUCUUUUUGCCGGGCUGUGCUCUCUGUUUCCUGUCAUACCUAUUAGCUAGCUACAAGACUUACUCAGCACGUCGGUGAUUAAGAAAUGGUGACGCUGGGAUAACAUAUAAACUUAACCUUUGCUUUAUCUUUCUUGUAAAUACAAGUGAAAUAUUCC